UCACAUUUAAAAAUAUAAUGAAUUAAAACAAGCAAUCUUUUCUUUAAAAAAAAUUGUGUUCCUUUAUAAGAAAUAAUAAUAAACUAUGUUCCCCGACCCAAUGACUACUCGAAUCUAAAACUGCAUUUGUUGCCAAUCUCUAUACUCACACAUGCCUUAAAAGAUUUAGUGAAAUAUUACCAUCACUCUUAUAUGAAAUACAUGUACUAAAUCUCUGUAUAUAAUUGUGAUGAGAAAUAAAUUCAGUUCAGAUGGAAAAGAGAGAUUUCAUCUUGUACACAUUAAAUACGACGACCUAUGAUGAAGCUAUCUAUCUUGUCUUUUGAGCUAAAAGAUAAUUAUUAUUAGUUAAUGACCAGCCUUUCAAGUAGUUGGAUUUACCAGCAACUUGGUCAUUACAUGUAGGUCGUAACGACCCCAUAUGUAGUGUUACGUUUCAUAGCUCAUUUCUCGGAUUUACAUCAUUAAUACUUUAAUCUUUUUUAAAAUAUCCAGUUCUCGGUGCUUUUUAUGACGUCCUUUGUACAACGUUUUUAUCUUAAAUAUAGGAUUACCCAGAGGGUGUUUCCGCAAUACACACUAAUUGAAAGUUAUUAAAAGGCCCGUUCCCGUCCGGUCAUUUCUAAUUGAAUUUUUUAAGCAUUAUUGGUUUUUUUUUUCUUCUUCUUUUUUUCUAUGGUUCAGCAAGAUGUUUUCCUGAAUGAGGUAAUUGCCGAAGUUAGAUGCCUUAGUUAUUGUAAAUAGUAUUUGGCGGGGUGUAUUGGGCUAUGGGUUUGUUUGAUGAUCGAUCUCCGGUUAUUAAUAACAAGCACGUCGCAUCGAAAUGCAAGGAGAUUUAACACAACUUAAAACAGAGAUACUAUGUGAAGAACACAUAUACAUGGUUUUUGUCACGGGUCUAGGGUUUUAAAACUCGAUCGCAUAUAAAUCAGAGAUAUAUGGAUUCGAAAAGAAUUAAAAUAAAGUUUAGCUUCCAACAAUUUAAAAGCUCUACGGUCAAAUCGGUGUUAGAUGUAUGGGAGUAUUAUACACUUAUAUUUCUUAAAGAAACGGUCAUUACGGUUUAAAGACCGAUUGAAAUGUACACACUGUGAUUUCAUUAAUCUCACAGGAAGACUUCUGUACUGCUGACCUCUUAUCUUGCUUCUUUAUACACAUCAUGCCACAGAACCCAAGAGGAAAAAGGUGGAGAUGCUGGCGAGGUCCACCACGGAAGGAUGAAACCGUGUGAAUUCAUAUCAAUAUUUGGCGAUUGGAUUUGAUUUUUGAUUAGUGUAUUUAACUCGAAACAAUAGACAAGGUCUACAGACAACGCGGGAUUGUGUUUCUAUCACUUCGUGGUUUAAUUCUAUUGUUAGUCACAACAUGGGAGACGAUCUUUAUCACUGUUAUGAGCAAGAUGCUCUUUAAAUUAUGGCCCGCCAGCCCCAUGAGAAACGGGCACUAGGACGAAGGGAAAGACCGUUUGCAGUUGUUCGGAAAACCCCAAAGUUCCAGCGGCUGAAUGGAUGGGACUUGCCUUUUGAAAAUGAAUCUCUUGACAUUGUCGCUUGGGCAAGUCUUCAAACUGCACUACACUCAAAAAAAGAACGAAAGAAGUCAAAAUUACCAACAGAAGAUCUAGUUUUCAGACAUGUUCCAAACUACCGAUGUCCAACUUUGGAAGAUCCGACAGAAUUUGAGAGAAGCAGUAUUCACAAAAGAAUAUGUGCAAGAGAAAAACCCGCGUCGGAGCAGCCGACAGUUAGACCUAUCAGACGAUCAAAAACUACACUCACGCUCACCUCAGUACGAUCAAACACCGAAAAAUCUCUCCAGAAGGUUGGUGAAGAUUCAGAGGAAGGUUAUAAAAAAUCAAAAUCGAAGGACGACAUGGAUGCACUUACACGAGCUGUCAGCAAGGAGAUGGAUAAAAGGGAUGAAGGUGUUCCGAAACGAAGCAGAAGUGUUCCGGUGCCGUAUAUGCCAGAACGACCAGAGAAUGCACCGUCCUUUCGACGGUUGUUGUAUUAUGCGCGUAAGUAUGGAUCAAAAGAUGAUGCCAUUCUAGAUGAGGAAGAUGAGGGGUAUGGGUCUAAAACUCCCAGCGCUGAGGAUAAAGACGUUACAAGCCUUUAUGACGAUUUUACAGGACGAGGCUUUCAGGAAUCUUCAUACGACCAUAACGGAAAUACGGAUAGGGUUAAGAAGCUUGCUAAAUUUUCUUAUACGCAUCAAUUACCAAAAACAACUUCAUUGUAUGAGGAGUCAGAGGACGAAAAAGUCAUUAGGAGUGGUGAACGUAAUAUGAAAUAUUACAAAACUGGAUAUGUAGAAGAAAAAGAUAAUUCUUUCGUGAGGAAAAUGUUACAUAGGUCCCAUUCAAGUAUUGGUCAGUACGAGACUUCAUCAUUUCAUGGCACGGAGGACAUCAAACCGGCAAUUGUUCUCAGGAAAAUCACGAUUCAAAAUGCACAGGAAGAAAACAAACCUAGUCGUGAACAAUCUGCCAAACAGGCAGAAAAGAAAACAUUCUAUGAACCUCAUAAAACUAUAGUGAGACAAAAUUCCUUUGUUCAAAACGAUAGAGCACAAUACCCGGUCUAUUGUACCAGUCCCGAGUUCAAAUUUGCACAUCUACCACAAAGGCCAUCAUCAAAAAAGCAGCAAAGAGAAAUAAAUCCAUCCGCUAGUGCUAGGAAAAACAUGAUAGAGUCUGCGAGACGACUCCGGACUCCUAACUUAGAAUUGUAUAGGGCUCACACCAGCGUGUGUAUGCCUAUAGGGGACUUGUUACCAGCAGUUGAUAGAAGUUUGCGGAAAGGAAACAGCUCUAAAUCUAAACAACAGGCCCAUGUUUCGCAGUCCAUGCCCGAUUCACUUAAUACAAUUUUGUCAGCACGAAAAUCGUAUGAAGAAGUACAGCAAGCCGGGUUGGAGUACAUUAUGAACAAUCAAAACAAGGGAAUUAUAACACCUCCCUUUCGAAAUUCUCAUUCAACAAGUGUAGAUUCAACAACGAAGUCAGCUUCGGACAAAAAUGCGACGGUUCAGUACUCCACGCCAUCCAGAAUAAGCCUUGAUGACUUCGCCUCGGUAUCAUCUCUGUCAACAUCAAGAGAAGAGAACAAAACAAAGGUGACAACAACAGAGGCCAAAAGCAGCAAGCAAAGAGAAGGGAUACCUUCUUUGGCGCUAAGCAUGUCGGGAAUUGAUAUUGAAAUAAAACAUGGAAUCGUUGAUAAAAACAUCAAGACCGUCGGGAAGGUUCGCUUCACCGCCCAUCCCGACAAAGACACAAAGAAGAAACUUCGUGAUGCUUUCUCCAGAUUUUAUAACAAACAGCCCUACGGAGCUAGUACCCCGACCAAGAAUUGGACAGAGGAAUUGAAAUUCAUGUGGAACACAUGACAUUUUAAAUUCGUGUCUUUCAUUUUUGAAUCUCAGACUCAUAUGCAUAUCUAAUUUAUUUUAAAUUAUUUUAUAAAUAUAGGUAUUAAAUAAAUCUUAAAAGAAA
Molecule: messenger RNA, 3496 nt
Organism: Ostrea edulis (European flat oyster)
Lineage: Eukaryota; Metazoa; Mollusca; Bivalvia; Ostreida; Ostreidae
Exons: 8
Coding region: 1414-3390 (658 amino acids)
Source: RefSeq, a predicted model, not a curated record